CACACACAUAUAGGGCAACACCAGUGAUCCUAACCAUGUGGGAUGAGCACGCUGCUAUUCAGGGAGUUGAAAUACAAAAAUUAUUGGAAUCCAAGAUAUACCCUGUAAUUCUUGCAAAGCAUGUUGCUGUAACAACAUAUCAAGGAUUGUCUUUGACGACAAGUUAUGACACAUCAAUAGAACUCUGUCCACACGGCCAACACGCAUCUCUUUUAAAGGAUUGGAGAAAUUCCAAUGAAGAUGAGAUUGAAAGGGUAAUUGCGGGAAAAGAAUAUAUGGACUCUCUUGUUGGUCUUGGAAAUCCUCAACAGCAACCAAAAUCAAGUGUCUCUGUUGCUUUACAAUGUCUUAAUCAGGCAACAAUCCUUUGGAUAGAGGGCAAAAUGAAAAUCAUUGGACAUGGGGUCAUACCAUAUUACAUUGGGUGCAAUAGUUGCAACAAAAAAGUCAACUCAAUCGAAUGAGUCAGCUUCGAGUGCCUACAUUGUGGAUUUAAAAACGGAACUACUACUAAAAGCUUUAUUCACUAACGAAGUGUAUAAGUUGCUGAAGUUGAUCAACACCAAUUGUCAUCUUAAUUCUGUGGAAUGUGCUGAGAUUAAUGAGAGAAUCAAGGACCUUACUUUCACUAUUGCUGUCAAGGCAACCAUUAAACAAUACCAUGGAGAAAUGCAAAAAAACAUGAGUGUCCUCUCUCUUUCUUUGCAAGCAAACCAGCCAGUUACAAAUAAUGUUAAUAUUGAUGUGGAGGUUGCAACAACAAAGGCUAAACGAAGUCUGAUUCUUGCGGAGGAAAAUGAAGGUGAAUGCAGUACUCAACAUGAAGAACCAAGUAAACUUCUUGCACCUACUACCAAAAACAAAGGGAAGAGACAAAAGUGAUACUGCUUCGUACCUUAUUAUCUAUUGUGAAUUAUAAGUAUGUAAUAAUAAUUAAGGAGCUAGCUGAACUCCAUAUGAUGCAUAUAUAAUUUAUUAUUUAGGUUGUAUACUGUAUUAAAUGAUGAUCUUACUGUGUGUAAAACAUGUAUGCAUGACGAUACUCAAACUAUGUACAUUUAAAAAAAAAAUAACUA
Molecule: messenger RNA, 1076 nt
Organism: Cuscuta epithymum
Lineage: Eukaryota; Viridiplantae; Streptophyta; Magnoliopsida; Solanales; Convolvulaceae
Source: the annotation of a GenBank genome assembly